Molecule: messenger RNA, 1025 nt
Organism: Mus musculus (house mouse)
Lineage: Eukaryota; Metazoa; Chordata; Mammalia; Rodentia; Muridae
Gene: Cuta
Product: cutA divalent cation tolerance homolog
Exons: 6
Coding region: 228-947 (239 amino acids)
Biological process (GO): intracellular protein localization; response to metal ion
Source: RefSeq, a predicted model, not a curated record
GUUACUAGGCACACUCCGGAGCUCAGGACAACUCCCCGGCCCCAGCCUGACGCAGCGACAGCGCGGGUCGCCAGGUCUCACGUCACGUGGACCGCGAGGCCGGCCAGCAAUUGGCCUCCGCUCGCUGCUCCUGAGGCGGCGCCGCCUGAAAGGACAGGCCUCAUCACGUGACGGCGGGUCGCCGCAGCGGCGUUCCCCUGCCAGCAACCGGUUGAGGAUUCACGGAAAUGGGCGGGCCGCUGGGGCGCACGACCUCAGAUAAAGCUGCCGAUUGGUCGGAGGGCUCGACGCCACGCCCACUUAAGAGGGCGGGGCUACCGGGCCACUUGAGGGCCGGGAUUGGCCAGGUCUGGAGACUCCGGGAAGGCAGGGCUGCUCCUGUCACGUGGUGCACACUGUUUUCGCGUCACGUGGCUACUGCAGGCCACUCUGCUCCUGUCGUUUCUUUGGAUGCCAGCGCUACUGCCGGUGGCUUCCCGCCUUCUGUUGCUACCCCGAGCUCUGCUGUCAAUGGCUUCUGGAAGCCCUCCGUCCCAGCCCCCUCCGGCCUCGGGCUCCGGCUACGUUCCAGGAUCAGUCUCUGCAGCCUUUGUCACUUGUCCCAACGAAAAAGUCGCCAAGGAGAUCGCCAGGGCAGUGGUAGAGAAGCGUCUGGCAGCCUGCGUCAACCUCAUCCCGCAGAUCACAUCCAUACUUUGUUCCCUUCUUUCUCUGACCUCUUCAGCUAUGAAUGGAAAGGAAAGAUCGAGGAAGAUAGUGAGGUGCUGAUGAUGAUUAAAACCCAAAGCUCCCUGGUCCCUGCUCUGACAGAGUUUGUUCGAUCUGUGCACCCUUAUGAAGUGGCCGAAGUGAUUGCACUGCCUGUGGAGCAGGGAAAUCCCCCGUACCUGCACUGGGUGCACCAGGUCACAGAAUCGGUUUCAAAUUCUGGCACAGCCCUACCAUGAGGAGCCCUGUUCCUGUUUUAAUGCCCCCUGGCUUCCAUGUGAUGACCGAACCCCCAAUAAAUCCUCUCCUGCUCCUGA